Molecule: messenger RNA, 1590 nt
Organism: Panicum virgatum (switchgrass)
Lineage: Eukaryota; Viridiplantae; Streptophyta; Magnoliopsida; Poales; Poaceae
Product: putative nuclease HARBI1
Exons: 2
Coding region: 327-1583 (418 amino acids)
Source: RefSeq, a predicted model, not a curated record
GGGCGCACGCGAGCCAAGAACCAGACCAGGUUCUGUCCACGCAGCGGCCGGCGGCAAGCAGUGGCGCUCUCGCGCAGCAAGCAGGCAGAGCAGCUGGCAAACACGUCGGCGGGGCACAGCCGGGGGCGUGCGGCCUUGCCCACUCGCAAUACAAGCUGCGAAAUCAAGAUUCAUUUUUGCAGCGGUGAAUUCUUUGGAAACAUCUUAGGGUGCCGUGCAGUUAGGAAGCUGGAAGGAGGAGACGAAACAACAAACUCACAGCAGGUGCCAGCUAGGUGUUCGACAAAAUUUCUGCAAAGACAAACGAUAAAUUCCAAGCACACGAGAUGGACUCAUUGCUUCUGAGGUUGCUUGAAGAUGACUCGUCAUCGGAUGAGGACUACGAUGUGGCGGCUAUUAUGCUCGCUGAUCUUGCAAAGAAUGAGCAGCCCAACCAUGGUGGUUCUGUGCAAGGUCAUAAGGUGGUUCGUCGGAACAAGCAGAAAGGAGAUGCAAAACUCUUUGAUGACUACUUUGCAGAAGAACCUGUGUUUGGUCCGGUCACAUUCAGACGGCGGUUUAGAAUGUCAAAGAAGUUGUUCUUGCGCAUUGCAGGUGCUGUAGAAGCACAUUGUCCAUAUUUUCAGCAGAGGAGGAAUGCAGCCGGGGACCUUGGCCACAGUGCUUUGAAGAAGAUCACUGCAGCAUUGCGCAUGCUUGCUUAUGGGGUUCCUGCUGAUUCUCUUGAUGAGGCGCUUUACAUCGCAGAGAGCACCAUAAUUGAAAGCCUAAGGGAGUUUGUCAAAGCUGUGGUUGAGGUUUUUGGGGAGCAAUACCUGCGAGCACCAAAUGAGGAGGACACAUCAAGACUUAUGCAAAUGGGUGCAACUAGAGGCUUCCCUGGGAUGCUUGGAUGCAUAGAUUGCAUGCACUGGCAGUGGAAGAAUUGUCCAACAGCAUGGCAUGGGCAAUUCACCGGGCAUUUCCAUGAUCCUACAAUCAUUUUGGAAGCAGUCGCAUCACGUGAUCUGUGGAUUUGGCAUGCAUACUUUGGGAUGCCUGGUUCUCACAAUGACAUCAAUGUCCUACACAGAUCUCCUCUGUUUGCAAGGCUUGCUGCUGGGAAGGCUCCACCUGUGAACUUUCAAGUCAAUGGCCAUGAUUACACUAUGGGCUACUAUCUCGCAGAUGGCAUUUAUCCCUCAUGGUCCACCUUUGUCAAGACAGUUAGAAACCCAAGCAGUAACAAGACAGCACACUUUGCAAAGGUUCAAGAAGCUGAGAGGAAGAAUGUUGAGAGAGCUUUUGGGGUGUUGCAGUCUCGGUUUGCAAUUGUCCGAGGCCCUGCUCGAUUUUGGGACCAGACAACCUUGUGGCAUAUCAUGACAGCAUGUGUCAUCAUGCACAACAUGAUAAUAGAGGAUGAAAGGGAUCAACCUGAAGAUUUUGUGUAUGAUCAUGUGGGAACACCUGUGGAACCCGAACAAGAUGAAGACCGAAUCUACAAUUUUCUAGAAAUGCAUCGAAAGAUCGAAGACCCCGUGGCACAUAGCCAGCUUCGUGAUGACCUUGUUGAGCAUUUGUGGCAACUACAUGGGCAAUGAAAAUUAC